AUGUCCAGUGCGGAAGCCAAAGCUGCACGUCGCGCCAAGUUCGAGGGCGUCUUCGAGAAGAUCAGGGACGAACUCGUCGAGCACUUUGCUGGAGAGGGGAUGCCAGCAGAGGCUGUGAAAUGGUACCGCGAUAAUCUGAACUACAAUGUCCCGGGGGGGAAGCUGAACCGCGGGAUGUCAGUCGUCGAUACCGUCGAGAUCUUGAAAGGGCGUGCCUUGACCGAGGACGAGUACUUCAAAUCUGCCAUCUUGGGGUGGUGUGUUGAGUUGCUCCAAGCCUACUUCCUUGUUGCGGACGACAUGAUGGACUCCUCUAUCACGCGCCGCGGCCAGCCCUGCUGGUAUAGACUCCCCGAAGUUGGCAGCAUCGCAAUCAAUGAUUCCUUCAUGCUCGAAGCGGCCAUUUACCGCCUCCUCAAGGUGCACUUCCGCACGGAGCCGUACUACGCCGAUCUCCUCGACUUGUUCCACGAGACGACAUACCAGACAGAGAUGGGCCAGCUCGUGGACCUCAUUACCGCUCCGGAGGACAAGGUUGAUCUGAGCAAGUUCUCUUUGGAAAGACACCGCCUGAUCGUGAUCUACAAAACCGCGUACUACUCCUUCUAUCUCCCCGUCGCAUGUGCCAUGCUCGUCUCUCGCAUCCCCGAGACUUAUACCGUCGCCGCUGCCUCCGGCUCAGCGACCGUCAAACCAUACGAUCUUGCACUCUCCAUUCUCCUGCCCCUGGGCGAGUACUUCCAGAUCCAAGAUGAUUUCUUGGACUUCUCUGGCACCCCAGAGCAGAUCGGGAAGAUCGGCACAGACAUCGUCGACAACAAGUGCUCCUGGGUCGUCAACACCGCCAUCAAGCUCGCAUCCCCGGAGCAGCGCCAGCUCCUUGAUGAGAACUACGGCAGGAAGGAUGCGGAGAAGGAGAAGAAGGUCAAGGCGCUCUUUGAAGAGCUUGGCAUCAGGAAGGUAUAUGCUGAGUACGAGGAGAGGGUUGUGGGUGACUUGAAGAAGAAGAUUGGUGAGAUCGUCGAGGUCGAGGAUGGCUUGAAGAGGGAAGUGUUCGAGAGCUUCUUGGGCAAGAUAUACAGGAGGAGCAAGUAA
Messenger RNA from Cyclocybe aegerita, 1095 nucleotides. NCBI's taxonomy places the organism in Eukaryota, Fungi, Basidiomycota, Agaricomycetes, Agaricales, Hemipholiotaceae. The record is from the annotation of a GenBank genome assembly.